AUGCCCACCAACGGCCUGCACCAGGUGCUGAAGAUCCAGUUCGGCCUCGUCAACGACACGGACCGCUACCUGACGGCCGAGAGCUUCGGCUUCAAGGUCAACGCCUCGGCCCCCAGCCUCAAGAGGAAGCAGAUGUGGGUGCUGGAGCCUGACCCGGGGCAGGGCACCGCCGUGCUGCUCCGCAGCAGCCACCUGGGCCGCUACCUGUCCGCCGGGGAGGACGGGCGCGUGGCCUGCGAGGCGGAGCGGCCGGGCCGGGACUGCCGCUUCCUGGUCCUGCCGCAGCCCGACGGGCGCUGGGUGCUGCGGUCAGAGCCGCACGGCCGCUUCUUCGGCGGCACCGAGGACCGGCUGUCCUGCUUCGCCACGGCCGUCUCCCCGGCCGAGCUGUGGACCGUGCACCUGGCCAUCCACCCGCAGGCGCACCUGCUGAGCGUGAGCCGCCGGCGCUACGUGCACCUGUGCCCGCGGGACGACGAGAUGGCGGCCGACAGCGACACCCCCUGGGGCGUGGACGCGCUCGUCACCCUCGUCUUCCAGAACCGUCAGUACUGCCUCAGGGCCUGCGACAGCCGCUACCUGCGCAGCGACGGCCACCUGGUGUGGGAGCCCGAGCCCUGUGCCCGCUACACGCUCGAGUUCAAGGCGGGCAAGCUGGCCUUCAAGGACCGUGACGGCCGCUACCUGGCGCCCACGGGGCCCGCCGGCACACUCAGGGCGGGCCGCAACACCCGGCCGGGCAAGGACGAGCUCUUCGACCUGGAGGAGAGUCACCCGCAGGUGGUGCUGGUGGCCGCCAACCACCGCUACGUGUCCGUGCGGCAAGGGGUCAACAUCUCAGCCAACCAAGAUGAAGAACUGCAUCAUGAGACCUUCCUGAUGCAAAUUGACCAGGAGACAAAGAAGUGCACCUUCUAUUCCAGCACCGGGGGCUACUGGACCCUUGUCACCCACGGGGGCAUCCACGCCACAGCCACACAGGUUUCUGCCAACACCAUGUUCGAGGUGGAGUGGCGUGGCCGGCGGGUGGCCCUCAAGGCCAGUAAUGGGCGCUAUGUGUGCAUGAAGAAGAAUGGACAGCUGGCGGCCAUCAGUGAUUUUGUGGGUGAGGACGAGGAGUUCAUUCUCAAGCUCAUCAACCGGCCCAUCCUCGUGCUGCGGGGCCUGGACGGCUUCGUCUGCCACCGCCGCGCCUCCAACCAGCUGGAUACCAACCGCUCCGUCUACGACGUCUUCCACCUGAGCUUCAGCGAUGGCGCCUACCAGAUCCGAGGUGCGGACGGGGCAGGGGGCGCGAUAGAUGGGCUGGACCCAAGGGGUCCAAAGCAGGCUGAGUAA
Messenger RNA from Ailuropoda melanoleuca (giant panda), 1338 nucleotides. RefSeq names its product fascin actin-bundling protein 2, retinal (gene FSCN2). The transcript is spliced from 5 exons. Gene Ontology annotation, molecular function: protein-macromolecule adaptor activity; actin filament binding. NCBI's taxonomy places the organism in Eukaryota, Metazoa, Chordata, Mammalia, Carnivora, Ursidae. Gene Ontology annotation, cellular component: cytoplasm; actin cytoskeleton. Gene Ontology annotation, biological process: cell migration; establishment or maintenance of cell polarity; actin filament bundle assembly. The record is from RefSeq and is a predicted model, not a curated record. The coding region runs from base 1 to 1338 and encodes 445 amino acids.